GUAGCUGUAGCUCAAGCUAACUGCUGUGUUCUCGCAUCGUUUGUUUUUUCCGGUGCUGACGCUGCUCUCUCUGUCGUAGAAGUAGUUUUUUAAACUUCGGCUGAAGGAGAACACGUUGACCGUCCUGGUGAUCGAGGUGUGUCACCUUGGCUGUGGUCCUCCCUCCUCUCCCCAGUCUCUCCUGGUGGUGGGUGACACUGGCUCCCUGCCAGUCCUCUGCCGAUGAAGAUGUCCCUGGCCCAGCGGGUGCUCCUCUCCUGGAUCUUCGCCCUCAUCUUCCUCAUCAUGCUGGUCCUCAAGCUGGACUCCAAGAUCCACUGGAACUGGUUCCUGAUCUUCCUCCCCAUCUGGACCUUUGACACCAUCCUCAUCCUCAUGCUGAUCGUGAAGAUGGCCGGACGCUGCAAGCCCGACUUUGACCCCCGAGACGGCGAGCAGAGCCUGAAGAAGCGGCUGUGGUACCUGACGGCCCUGCUGCUGAAGCUGGCCUUCUGCCUGACACUGUGCUCCCACCUGGAGCGGCUGGCGGACAUGUGGGUCAGCGUGGUGUGUGUCCCUCUGUGGGUGCUGCUGGGGGGGGCGCUGGUGGAGCUGGGACACAGUGUUUUCCACUACAGGAGGGACUGAAUCAGAGGAGCCUACAAUACUUGAUUUUGAACAUGACAGACUUUUUACUCUCAGGCUUCUCGAGCUAUGGAUGCAAUCUGAUCCGCUGGAUUGGAAUCAGAGCUGACGCAGACCUUAUGAAGCGCAUUGUGUUUCAGGCCGACAUGAACGAUCCACUUUAGAAGCUGUCUAUUUGUCAAUGUCAUUAUGAAAUUUGAUGUUUCUGCCUCAAGCUCAGCAAGUUACAGCAGGUUCCAAACUCAAGAGGCUCCAAAGAGUUAUUCACACUGGUUCACAGGUUUUAAAUCCGAUAAACGCAGAGCGGGACGUUGGUUUGACGUUCACGUGUGUGCACCGGUUCUUUGUGACACUAAAUGUUGCUCUACAAUUCACCUCUUCACUUUUUUGGGGGGAGGGCGCACACAUACUGUAUGGACACACAACUACAGCCUUGUCUGCUGUGUCCAUGUUAUACUGGUGCCACGUUGACGGUAUGAAAUGACUCUCUGCAGUAGCAUGCACUGUGUACCACUGAACCAUCAUAUAUGUUGCUGUCUAUGGAGUCACUGUUGCAUCUUUGUGUAUUUCUGUAAAGCAGUUAGAAAUCUCACAACUUCCACAUGUGAUGAAUUUGUCAGUACAUCCCAGAAUGUCCCUCAGCCACUGAAACUAUUCAGUUUGAAUGUAAUCCGGAACAUUCUCUGGAUAAAUGAAUAAGUCCUUUGCACUGUGCGGAUAAAGAAUUGUAGUUUACAUCCUUGUGAAUGCAAAAUAUAAUUCUGUAAUACAUGUAAUACAAUUUCUGAUGGCUGUAAGGCCAAUGCUGAGUUUUAACUGUCAAGCUUGAGUUUCAAUUCAUCCUUUGUCAGUUAUAAUGCGUUAAUCUGGCCGGCACUUGUCGAAGGCGAGUUACAACAGGUAGAUCCAGUUCCAUCUCGGCUGUUUAGCUGUGGUCGGCCUUUUAUUGGUGAAACAUGAGCUUUUCGAAUGAGAUGAUGGUUUAUUCCAACAUGAUCUCAUUUAGAAGACUAGCACCUACCCUAGCAUUUAACUCAAAGUUCCUAUGAGGCUGAUGGGAAUUUCUACAGAUAUCCUAACAUGUGAGGGAGAAGUGGAAUGACAGAGCCAUGUUUCCAAACCUGUUGUUGAAACCUGGAGGAUGUGAAAGGCAGGAGAGACAUUAACAUCGACCACAUCCAUAUUUUGAACCAUUUAUUGAGAGGUUCUGAUCAGAGUAUAAAUCACACUACCAAGUCUUAUCUUAGGAAAUAAAAUGUAUUUACAACAAAAUUUUCACAUACAUUGGUUUCAAAUAAAAACAGACAGUAAAUAAUAUAAAUAAG
Molecule: messenger RNA, 1949 nt
Organism: Limanda limanda (common dab)
Lineage: Eukaryota; Metazoa; Chordata; Actinopteri; Pleuronectiformes; Pleuronectidae
Gene: tmem60
Product: transmembrane protein 60
Exons: 2
Coding region: 223-627 (134 amino acids)
Source: RefSeq, a predicted model, not a curated record